UCGAACAGUUAAACUUGAGGCUGUAGCUCAGCAUUCUGGACUUGUUCAUGCUCCACAUGAUGUAGCUGUCCAUGAAGGAAAUUCAGCAUACUUUAAUUGUUUUCCCAACACAAGUUUCUCUGUAUAUGCAUUGGUGACGUCAUUAGCAGAUGAACUAAACAAUAGUAGAAUUGACACUGUGUGGAGUGUUGAUGGGCAGUCGGUGCAACAAAGUGAAGCUGGUGGUGUACUACUGUCUAAUGGAGGUCUUCUCAUUCCUUUUGUAUCUCGACACAAUGAAAACGAUGAUAUUGAUGUUAUACAUAAUUACUGUUGCCAACUUGACCAUAAGAAACCUGCCUGUGCAUCAAUGAGGGUGUUGCCUUCUAGUGGAAAGUCACAAUCUCCAACUUUAGUAGCCGAACCAUUUGACAUAUUUAUUAAAGAGGGGGAAACAGGUGUAACACAGUGUGUGGGUAAUGGUGUACCACCACCUACAGUGACAUGGUUUAAGGAAAAUGGGACGAAGGUGAUUGCAGACAAUGAAGACGUUUUCAUGUCUGCCGUAUUGAAGAUCACGAAUGCACAAGUAGAAGACUCAGGGAUAUACUACUGCAUAGUAGAGAACAGUUUUGGACAGAUAAAUCACAGCAUUUCUGUUGUUGUUUUAGGUUCUCCGAGAGUAAAAUUUGUGUUUGAUGACAAUGUUUGGAUUCCUCGAGGAAAGCAAGCUUAUCUUGUAUGCCCAAUUGAAAGAACUGCUUAUCCUCGUUCCAUCAGCAAGUUUGUACCAAAGUUGCAGAUUGCAUGGCUUUUUAAUGCUACUGAGAUCAGCUCAACUGACAAUGGGCUACAGAUUUUACCAAAUGACACAUUGCUAAUCAAUUCAACGAGCUUUGCCAGUGAAGGGAUGUAUCAGUGUUUUGUGGAGAAUGUGUAUAGUAGUGUACAGGUGACAUUUCGACUGCGAUCUUACGGAUCACCAGCUUCUGUUCUUCAUGUUUCUGUGAAAGUCUCACCAGGAAAUGUAAUUCUUUCUUGGCUUCCUGGCUACCCAGGCUGCUUGACAUCCAAAUGCACAAUCAGUUAUUAUGAAGCAAAAACAAGUGGAUGUACUACAGUUUAUCGUACCUCAGCAAUAUCAGUAACAUUAUUUGACAGUUUAACUGGCCAGUUUAUAUUUUCUCCUUGUUCUACAUAUGAUACUGGAAGUCACUACAGCUUUAAUGUGGUAGCUGUCAAUGAGGUUGGUAAGUCUUUCAGAGUGGAACUUUCUACAUUUAUUGUUCUUCCUGCAGCAAUAGUUAAGAUGCAGUUGAUUAGCUCUUCAUCUGUUCAUAUUUGGUAUGAUGUGCCACUGUUUUCAAUCGAUGCUAGUGAUUGUGAAAUUCAAAGAAAAAGUUGUCAAAUGAGUGACACAUUGGAAUUAAAUGAUUUGAUGUCUUGUGCUGUUUGUGUGAAUGUUAUUGAUUCAAACCAUGUUUCCCAGCAGCAGAAUGUGUCUGUUUUUGGAUCAUCAACACAAGAUGAACUAUCAAUACUCUUAAAUGUGGAAGGUCUUCAACCAAUGACAAAUUACAAGUUUAGUGUUAUUUUUAAGUGGAGACUUCGAGGGAUGAAAACAACUGAAACUCAUCCCAUGCAUUGUUCUACUGGAAUGACAACUCCUUUGCAUCAAGCUAUACUGCAAAAGGCUGUGAGAAUCAAUUCAACAUCAUUUUAUGUGUUGUACGAGGGCAUUGAUUUGUCAAUUGUUUCAAGUCUUUCAUAUUAUUAUCGACUUACUGUGUAUAGUAGCAGUGGAAAUCAGGUAGCUGAACUGCAUUCGUUGUCACACAAGUUUAAUGAUACCAACAGGGAAACAGUUCAAUGGGAUGUGAAUGGAAGGAUGCAUCGUCUCAAGCAGUGGGUUAGUUACAAUGUGGCUUUACAGAGCUGUUGUGAUAAUUCAACAUGCAAGCAAUGGGCAGCCACUGCACAGUGUGAUGAAAUGGAUGUAACGCAGUUGGAAGGUGUUUGCUUUCAAUCAUGCAAGUGUGGCAGUGGUAUGUUAACAGCCAUUCAGCCACAUGAUAUUAAAUUUGGACCUGUAAGUAAUAUUAGUGUGACCACUUCAUCUUGGUGGGCAAGCAUAAACUGGAUACCAAUAUCAGACAGCUUGGUGAUGACGUACAACAUCAACAUUACUGCAGAAUCUCGUCAACCUAUUGUUGUUUUGCAACAUCCUCCAGUAUUUAUCACAGGACUGCAGGCACAAACAGUGUACAGUAUUAUAGUAUCUGUUGUAACAUAUGAUAGACAACAACCAGUGCAACCUGCAAUACGUGUCUUUACAACUACAGGCCAGAAUGCUGCUCCAAGGAAAGUGUCCGUGAGUAUGUCUGAUAGGCGGGGAUCUGUAUUAAUAUCGUGGUCACCCGUUUGGUUGGAGAACUUGAGUAUCACUGGCUACAAUGUGAAAUAUUGUCAUUUCACGGAAUGCGUAACUUUGAAAAAGAUACUUACACUUAAUACAACAGUUCACGCACUUUGCCCAGAGACAGAAUAUAAUUUUACUGUAGCUUCAAGGAAUGGAAACAACAUUGGAAACUGGUCUGAGCCAUUGUUGUACAAAUUACUGUAUUUUGUUCCUCCUCCUCGUGAAGUUUCUGUUGAUCGAUAUGGCAGUCAGAGUGUCAAAGUCAAUUUGACAGUUUCUAAAUGUUCCUUACUGGAUAGACAAGCUUGCCAGCACAUCAGCUUCACUGUGGUGGUCUGUGAGGUCAAACACUCAUCGUGUGUUGACAAAAAUGGGACAAUGAACAAGCAGUCUGACAGCACUUCUAUCUCAAUUUCAGGACUUAGAUCAGCAACAAUCUAUUAUGUUAGUGCUCGUUUCAUCUGUAACAAACCAGGUGUUUGGUCUGAAUCAGUAGCUUUUGAAACAGCAGCUGUCUUUCACAAAGGUCUCAGCAGCGGAGAAUCAAGAGUGUUGAUGAUAUCUACAAUUGUUGUUAGUAUUGUUUGUAUUAUUGGCAUUAUUGCUGGAGUUAGUAUAGUCUGCAGAUGCUACAAGAUUAGGAAGCAAAAUAGGCCACAACCAGACCCAGAAUAUGUGAGAUCAAGAGCAUCAACAGUUGCACCAGAUAUUGAGGGACACCCAUAUGAAUAUCCAUCACAGUGUACUACUGAAGAUUACCCAGACUUGGGCAGUAGUCGUAAUCAAUUCCCACCUAAUCAACUACCAUUUCCACAAAGUGAAGAUGAUAUUAGACAUUUAUCUGAGGGUAACUCACCUCUGAUGGAAAGAAGACGGGAUGAUUUUGGACAAAGUCUAGCUAAUCACGAGAACAAAGAAUGUCACAUGUCUUACGUACCAUCUAAUUUGUCAAGAUUAGAUAGUAACAGUCAAUUUGAUCAAAGAAUUCAAAACCACAAUGUAGCAAUACGUUGUGCUAAAUGGGCACAAGAUGUGAAUAAUUGUCAAUAUCAACGAGUUGGCUCUGACUAUGUUCAGCAGCCAACAUGGAGACAUCCAUUGCAAGAAAGUGUGAAGAUACCUAGUGAAGAUGAUCCAUGGAGUGAAUGUCAGUCGGCUGACACAGCUUUUGUGGCUCAAAGCACAAGAUCUCUUUUGAGGCAACAGUGCAAACAAUCACACUUGCAGCAUUGUCCACAUUCGCAAAUUCAAUUGAAGUGUACCGUCUUUGGUGGUCAUUCUGUUGUAGAUGUUGAUCCAUCGAUGUUGAGAAACUCCCAACACUGCAUUGACUCUGAUGUGGACAUAUCCCUGUCGGCUGUGUCAGUUGAUCUGAAUGACAGUCAUAUCCCCGUAGUAUCUCAAUUGAAAAUGUUGUUGGCAAGUGAGGAUGUUGAGUCCAUUGAAGAUGUUGACAGAGCAACCGAUUAUUUGAAGCUAGAGCAGAUGCGAUCAACUGAUUCCAGUCAACCACAUGGUGCUGAUGAGUCAAAUGAGUCUUAUAACAUAGCAGAAUUUCAAUCUGUUGUGGGGCUGUCGGGUUUAGAAUUGGAAUCAAAAUCAAACUGGAAAGGCUUACCUACUUGUAGUGCUGGCAUGGAAUAUGUGUCCUGUCAAAGAACACAUAAACAAAACAGUGGGCUUGAAUGCAGCAGCAGCUCAUUCAGCACAGAUCCCUACUAUCGACUGGAAGGCAGCAAGAUGUUUCAUGCGUGUGACAGAGAGCAAAAAUGGCCUGUUGAUACUCAUGGUGAAGCUAGUCGUUAUUCAACACAAGGAAUCCCUAUGGUUAGUUUAGAAUCUCAAGUGGAUGACUUGGACUCUCUGUAUACUGAAUCAACUGAUUUUUGUACCAAUCAGUUUUUGCCUGAUCCCACUAAUAUCUCAGCUGAAUUGCUACCUGGUUCAGUGCAGUCUAGUGUUAAAAAUAUGAGUCACAAGGGUGGCCAGCAGCAAGAUUAUCAGGAAACGUAUACAGCCGACCUACCUGUACUCACCUCACGUGUAGAUGUAACUGAUGUGGAGUAUAAUGGGUCAGAUGAUGUCAUUGAGAAGAAAUUACAAUCAUCUACACUUCCUACUGGCCGUUCUGAUCCAAUGCUGAUAUAUAUGUCGUCAGGCAGUAAGUAUACUUCCACGGCUAUAUUAGGCAAUUCUGAUGCCCACUAUGUUUCUGGAAUCUCUUCAUGCAACACUAUCAAACGAAAUCAUCAAACGUGUGAUGAAUUGAGUAGUCUUGCUGCUCAAUCAACAGUUUCAGGAAUGGCCAUGUCAGCAUCUGAUGCUAAUAAAAUGAAUGCCACUUCACCGUAUAUUCAACUACCUCAAACACAGUCCAGUUGCUUCAGCAGCAGUGUGAAACAAGGACGCCUUGCAGAGACACAGCAGUCAAUUGUUACAGUAAGCCAUUAUGAUGAUUCGUCUUCAGUUUCAUCUCAUUCAGCUGAAAUUUUGAUGCACCUGGAUGUUGACAAACAUUUAGGUGUCAGUCUCAUGCAAGGUAGUACUCAGCAACCAAAUGAAACUGACUCUGUACGAAGUGAAGGUCAAGUAACUGCAUUUUCACUGAAGUCAAAUUCAGCUGCAGAGGAAGACAAGUUGGUGAUAUCUGUUGGCACAUUGACACUUCCAGAAUGUGAUGCGAGCAUUAGUCGGGAGCUGGAACCAUCAUAUUACAUAUCAGUUGAUAGCUUGCACGCACAAGGGACAGCACUGGUUGAAAAUAAUGCUGCCAGUGAGGAUGAGGAGGCAACAGAGUUUGACUUGGAUGAUGACAAUCUACAGUGUUCCUUGUCGAUGCCUAACACACAUGCCCACGUUCCUAGAAACAAGUCAGAUUAUGUUUAGUCAAACAACCAUGCAAUGAAUGUAGUAGUAACUAAGUUUGUAUUGCCUUAAUUAAUACUUUAGUAGGUGCACAGAAGUGGUAAUUAAUUUAGAUGCAAGUCUUUGUAAUAGCUUUAUAUCAUUUUUGUGUUAAACUUGGGUCUCACACGUGUGUACUAAAUUUUUUUGGCUAUGUAUUUGAUACUGUGCAAGGGUGGUGGGACAAUUAAUUAAAUGCCAGUGGUUAAUAUACAGCACAGUGG
This is a messenger RNA of Corticium candelabrum, 5526 nucleotides long. RefSeq lists its product as uncharacterized. The coding region runs from base 350 to 5284 and encodes 1644 amino acids. NCBI's taxonomy places the organism in Eukaryota, Metazoa, Porifera, Homoscleromorpha, Homosclerophorida, Plakinidae. The transcript has 16 exons. Gene Ontology annotation, molecular function: protein binding. Gene Ontology annotation, biological process: cell-cell adhesion. The record is from RefSeq and is a predicted model, not a curated record.